Messenger RNA from Emys orbicularis (European pond turtle), 2200 nucleotides. RefSeq names its product MDM4 regulator of p53 (gene MDM4). Gene Ontology annotation, molecular function: ubiquitin-protein transferase activity. Gene Ontology annotation, biological process: regulation of cell cycle; protein ubiquitination; negative regulation of apoptotic process. The record is from RefSeq and is a predicted model, not a curated record. The transcript is spliced from 11 exons. Gene Ontology annotation, cellular component: nucleus. Lineage: Eukaryota; Metazoa; Chordata; Testudines; Emydidae. Bases 167 to 1600 code for a protein of 477 amino acids.
GGCCGCGCCGCCAUGUUGGCUGGGAGGGGAAGUGGAGGCCUGGCCCCCCACUAAGAUGGAGGAGAGGAGCCAACUGGGGGCCUAGGGCCCCCUCAGGCCGAAGGGCGAGCUGGGGCCCAUGGAGCAGCGCUAGGUUUAUGCUGUAGACAGCUACUUCACUGCCAAAAUGACAUCUUCGACCUCUGAACAGUAUCCAGCAUCUGAGAAUGCCUGCAGAAUCGCACUUGGACAAGCUAACCAGGUACAACCGAAACUGCCACUCCUGAAGAUUCUGCAAGCAGCAGGUGCACAAGGUGAAACCUUCACAUUGAAAGAGGUCAUGCAUUACCUGGGACAGUAUAUAAUGGUGAGGCAGCUAUAUGAUAAGCGGCAGCAGCACAUGGUGUAUUGUGGAGGGGAUCAGCUGGGAGAAUUGCUGGGACUGGAGAGCUUCUCUGUGAAAGAUCCAAGCCCAGUUUAUGACAUGCUGAAAAGGAACCUGACUUCUGUUACUAUUACAGAUGCUGCACAGACUCUUGCUCUCGCAAAGGAUCAGAGCGUCGAUAAUCCAAGCCAAGACCAGCUGAAGACUAGCACAGAGGGAAGCUCUGACACUGAGGGAAUGGAGGACAAAAGUGAUGCUCCUGCUUUGUCUACCUCACAGCUCAGCUAUGGAAACUGCGAAGGCAAAGACUUAAUAGAAAACCUCUCAAAAAGCAAGAAGCCCAAACUGGAUCUAGUAUUUGAGGAGUGGGAUGUAGCUGGCCUUCCAUGGUGGUUUUUAGGAAAUCUGAGAAACAACUACAAGUCCAGAAGUAACGGGUCAACAGACAUACAGACCAACCAGGACAUAGACACUGCCAUUGUUUCAGAUACUACUGAUGACUUGUGGUUCCUCAAUGAAUCUGCGUCGGAUCAAUUCAAUGUUGCCGUCAAAGUGGAGACAGUGGACUGUGAAGAAGUGGGGAAAGAGAGUGACAAAAAGGUGAUUGAGGUUAUGUGUACUGAUGACCUCGAGGAUUCUCAGUGCCUAAGUGACGACACAGAUGUAGAAGCUGCCUCUGAGGACUGCUGGCAAUGCACCAAAUGCAAGAGGUUUAACUCUCCAGUCAAACGGUACUGUUACCGCUGCUGGGCCUUACGGAAGGACUGGUACUCGGAUUGCCCCAAACUAGCUCAUUCUCUCUCUCUGUCCACCAUUGAUACUAUUCAAGGCAAAAAGGAUGAUGAGGGAAUCGAUGUCCCAGACUGCAGAAGGACCGUGUCUGCUCCAGUUUGCCGACCCAAAGAUCUGUACACAGGUGAAUGCGAGUCCCAUGUAGACCCUGGCAGCUCUAUGGAGUCCCUGGGUUUGUCACAAGAAUGCAAGGACCAGGAGCCACAGAUGCAUUUUGGUGAACACAAAAAGGAAGAAGAAGUAGAAUGCCAAGAGAAUAUCAAAAAUUUGUUGAAUCCCUGCCUUCUAUGCCAGAAGAGGCCGCGGGAUGGGAAUAUUGUCCAUGGAAGGUCUGCUCACCUAGUGGCUUGCUUCAAAUGUGCGAAAAUGCUGAAGAAAGGGAGAUUGCCAUGUCCAGUGUGCAAGAAACCAAUCCAGAUGGUGAUCAGAAUCUUCACGGGGUAGCUGUGCCGCUGCAAGGUGCUUCAGGGACUUAAAUGGUAACUAGUCAGGGGACAACUGCCACAAGGUUUACGUUAGUGUCUAUGGUGCUGCAAGGGAGGCUAACCAUAUAACUCAGCUAAAGAACAGGGGUCUCAAAUUCACAAAGGAAGUUGAGGAAUCCCCUUAAUGAAAUGAAACAAUGUUCGGUUUUUAGUGUCAGUUUACGUUCCUGGGGCCUGACUGAUCUGUCCGUAGCAUCUGCCCCAGGUUUUAGAAUUUCUGAAUCCUUUACUUUCCAGGGUCUAGAGAUGAUGCUUUCCCCUGGAUGGUCUUGUUUUCAUAACUGAUCCUUGCAGAAGCCAGAUGGUUAAUAAAUAAAUAUGUAACUCUGGUUGGUUGUAUGCUCUGCAGUAAGCUAAACUCUGUGCAGUACCUGAAAAUAGAAAGCACAGGGGUGGGAGGAGAGUGUGUCUGUGUGUACACAUAUGUACGCUGGAUUCUCCAAGGAUCAGUUCUCAGAAGAGUAAUGGUGAACGGGGGUUACAAGACUUCUAACUCUCUGCAGUAUUUUGUAAGAUCGGGUUGAGAGACUCCCCAAAAUCCUUAAUGAAAAACAAACCU